Messenger RNA from Panicum virgatum (switchgrass), 751 nucleotides. RefSeq lists its product as uncharacterized. The record is from RefSeq and is a predicted model, not a curated record. Gene Ontology annotation, biological process: proteolysis. Lineage: Eukaryota; Viridiplantae; Streptophyta; Magnoliopsida; Poales; Poaceae. Gene Ontology annotation, molecular function: cysteine-type peptidase activity. The transcript is spliced from 4 exons. Bases 1 to 651 code for a protein of 216 amino acids.
AUGGUUAUGGGGAGAUCACUAGGCACCAACGCCAUGCAUCUCGGGACUUACGUCCUAUCACAGGACCCUAGAAAGAAGAGGACAAAGAUAAUGUCCCCAUGGGUGUCGAUCCAAAUGAUGACAGGGCCCAUGAACAGCAACAUUGUCAGGAACGCUUUUGAGUUUCGCGAUUCAAACUAUGAAAUGAUACUCUUUCCCGUGCACCAAGAGAAUAUAGCGCAGCCGGGCGGCGAUGGCCACUGGUUCACAUUUGCUGUAAAUAUUCUAGAUAAGAAGUUUCAAAUCAUAGACUCUCUAAGGAACAGCGACAAUGCUGAAUUGAGAUGGAAAACCAAUCAGGUGUAUGCAAAAGUGAUUACCCUAUGGAACAAGUACACAUCUAAGGUUCAGGGGUGCAAGAUUCCCACCAUUUACAACUUCGAGACGCAGUUCAUUGAGGGGUACAAGCAAUUCGGGAUUCAUGACUGCGGUCUGUUCACCCUCAAGGCUAUAGAGCACUGGGAUGGACACAACCUCCCAAAUAUGAUGGAGUUUGAUGAAAUGAAGCUGAGGAAGCGAGUUCUUCAUAUGUGGUUUCAUAGCCCGGCCAACAAGCUAGAGAAUAAGACUGAACUAUUCUCAAAGGGAAAGGGAAAGAUGGCAAAUCAGUAGGCUAGGAGCGGAGUGGGGAAGGGGAGGAGAGAUGUGUGUAUUUUUCACAUGAUGCAUAUACUCUGUAUAUAGAUGCUCCCAUUUUAUUUUUAAUUGAUGC